GCAAAAGUUUAUUUAUUCUACUACAUGUGGAUUUGGCAAUUGAUCGAUUUUUUGGAUCUUGAUGCCAUUAAACGAAUUCAACUUGUCGAGGAUAACAAAAACUUUCUUUAUGUACCCAAUCGCGUUUCUGAAGUUUUGUUUGCUGAUUGGUUACAAAAUAAAGUUUUGCCAAAAAUCGAAGCAGAAUUUAUUUCACAAGUAAACUACCUAUAUACAUAUUUAAUUAUUAUUUUAUUACUUGAUUUAAUUAAAUUUAAUUGA
This is a messenger RNA of Meloidogyne enterolobii, 261 nucleotides long. NCBI's taxonomy places the organism in Eukaryota, Metazoa, Nematoda, Chromadorea, Rhabditida, Meloidogynidae. The record is from the annotation of a GenBank genome assembly.